Poecile atricapillus (Black-capped chickadee) is the source of this 5446-nucleotide messenger RNA. RefSeq names its product ubiquitin specific peptidase 35 (gene USP35). NCBI's taxonomy places the organism in Eukaryota, Metazoa, Chordata, Aves, Passeriformes, Paridae. Gene Ontology annotation, molecular function: cysteine-type deubiquitinase activity; cysteine-type endopeptidase activity. The transcript has 11 exons. Gene Ontology annotation, cellular component: nucleus; cytosol. Bases 1072 to 4062 code for a protein of 996 amino acids. Gene Ontology annotation, biological process: protein deubiquitination; ubiquitin-dependent protein catabolic process. The record is from RefSeq and is a predicted model, not a curated record.
UUAUUUAUAUUUAAUUUAUAUUUAAUUUGCUGACCCUGCUUUGUUAUGCACAGAAACGCUGUUCUGCCAGUGAGCCGCGUAAAGAAUGGGAAAGCAUGAACGGGAGUUUCGUAACAGCCCUGGUUUGCUGUGGGUACGAUGGUGUGUGUUCAUCCCUUUCCAAACCUGUACCUCCACGCCCUUGAGCAUCUCCUGGGCUGAGUGCUUAGGGAUGCGGCUGGAUCCAGGAGGCUUCGCGUAGGCUCUCUGCAGAUGCUGAAUUUACGCAUAAAGAGAAGGGGUAGGGAGGCAGAGGUAGGGAAAUAGAGCUGGUGCCCAGUUAGUAAAAGCCAGGAGGGAAAUAAAGCAAAGGUCAGGUUCCUCCUGAGAGUGGAGGAACAAAAGCAGCAGCGCACAGCAGGGAGCAGGAGAACGAAGAGAAGGUUAAGUGCCGCCGAAACAGAACGGCUGACGACAAGAUGGAGGGGGAGAGGGAGUGCAGAGCCACAAGGAUGCGGCUGCAACCAAGUCUGGAGAAUAAAAGCCAAAGUGCUGCAGUGCUCAGCGCUCCCCGGUGUGACCUUCAACACCCGUGGGCUCAGGGGCUGCUGGGUGGGCAGUGCAGAUGGUCAGGAGGGCACUGCCACCCCCUGCCAGAAAGGAGCUUGCUGGGGGUCUCGGGGCAGUGGGAGCAUCACUUUUCCUUCCAAGCUGAUGAAGACCUUUGUACAGUCCAAUACACCCACUUAAUGCCGGUUCUGGCAGAAGUUUUCACUGAUUUUCAAUGUCCUGUCCCAGCACCCAUUUAAGUAUGACGUGACGUGCCUGGAGUAUCUUCCAGAUACUCUUUAUUUCCUUCACGGACCACUUUAUUUUGCCUCUGAACAACUUCACGGCGCACGUGGUAGCCCACUACCUGCUUGUUGGACACACGGGGUGGUUCAAUAAUCCAGUUCCCACCUCAUCUCCCACUGACACCAUUACUUCCAGAACAUCCCUGCAAUUAGAGAGCGGCUGAUUCCCAGCACGGAUGCUGCUGCACCACAGCAAAACCCACUCAGAAAUCACGCUAACAAGGAGCAAGGAGCAGAGAUGGAUAAGAUACUGGAAGCUGUGGUGAUGUCUUCUUACCCCAACAAUGUGAAGCAAGGUCUUGUGAGGCGCGUUAUCGAGGCAGCAAAGCAGCCCAUGGACAGUGAGCAGUGCUGGUCCAUGCUGGAGCUGUCCACCAAGCUUUAUCUCACUGGGGACACCAAGUAUAAAAGAGAGAUUGGGAAAGAGGUUUUGGAGGUCUAUGGCCAUUAUCACCCAGAGGAAUUUGAGGAAUUCUUCAAUGUCCGCUUCCUGCUGAGUCUCCUCCAGGAAGGCUAUGGACCUCUGGGGAAGAGAAGCCAUUAUGUACUUGAUUAUAUCCAGUUAGGACUGCAGUUUGUCCUGGAAAGCCCAUCAGCAAACAACAUCUUCAGCUUAUUGAGGAUUGAGGUGCUCCGGAAAGUCUGCGAGAGGCCCAGCCCCAAGCAGUGUGCAAAGAUCAGCAAACUCUUAAUGCAGCAUCCUCAGUGCAUUCCCACAGGAAAACACCAGCUCUUGUUCUGUCAGCAGCUGAUCCGGUGCAUCGGGCAGUUCCAGUGCGUUUCUGAGGGGGAAGAGGAGAUCAUGGAGUUUUUGGAGCAGGUGAACAAAGUGAGUGGUUUGCUGCAGAGGAUCUGGAGGACUCAGACCUCAGCCAUCCUGCCCUCUUUGAAAGAACUGUUCACCAUAAUUUCUUCAACAGAGGAACAGGAAGCGCCCUCCAAUGCCUUGGCCAGCGUGGUUCAGUUUGUCCCUCUGGAGCUCAUGGAUGGCGUCAUAAGAAACCUCACCAAUGAUGACAGCAUCACUGAUGUGCAAAUGAUGAUGGCCAUUGGCAGGAUGAUUGACUGGGUGUCUUGGCCCCUGGGAAAGAACAUAGACAAGUGGAUAAUUGCUCUGCUGAAGGGUUUGGCUGCAGUGAAGAAGUUCAGCAUCUUGAUUGAAGUCACUCUUUCAAAAAUAGAAAAGGUCUUCUCCAAGCUGCUGUACCCCAUUGUGAGGGAGGGGGCUUUGUCUGUCCUGCAGUACAUGCUGCUGAGCUUCCAGCACUCCCACGAGGCAUUUCACUUGCUACUUCCCCACAUCCCCAGGCUGGUGGCUUCUUUGAAGAAGGAGGAUUCCAAUUCUGCAACCAGCUCCCUGGAGCAGCUGGCCGAGCUCAUCCACUGCAUGUUCUUCCGCUUCUCAGGAUUCCCAGACCUCUAUGAACCAGUCCUAGAAGCAGUUAAAGCUCUCCCAAUUCCAAAUGAAGACCGGAUUAAACACCUCUUGGGACAAAAUGCUUGGACCUCCCAGAAGAAUGAGCUGGCCUGCUUCUACCCACGCCUGGCAUCCAAAUCAGAGACGGGAAAGAUUGGGUUAAUUAACUUGGGAAACACCUGCUACAUGAACAGCAUCAUACAAUCUCUUUUCAUGGCUUCAGACUUUCGGCAUUCAGUGUUGAAUUUAACUGAGGGCAACUCCCAGCCCCUGAUGACAAAGCUCCAGUGGCUCUUUGCAUUUUUGGAGCACAGUCAGCGACCUGCCAUCUCCCCUGAGAGCUUCCUCUCUGCCUCCUGGCCACCCUGGUUCACCCCUGGAGCUCAGCAGGACUGCUCAGAGUACCUCAAGUAUUUGCUGGACCGAUUGCAUGAAGAAGAAAAAACUGGAAAAAGGAUCUACCAGAAGCUCAAGGAAUCCAGCUUGAUGUCUCAGGCAGUGGAGCAUCAUUACUUAAACAAGACAUUGAUUGAGAAGAUGUUUGGGGGUAAAAUGAUGACAAAGAUCCGCUGCUUGAAGUGCCUGAAUGUUUCAUCCCGAGAAGAAGCCUUCACAGACCUGUCUCUGGCUUUUCCUCCAUCGGAUAGGAACGUGCGUGGGACCACAUCUGUUCUACCAGUGGAAGAAAUUGGUGCACAGUUCAUUGAGCCUCCAGAAAAUGCAGGCCAGCUUAUGGGCUCUCCCUGGAUCCAGAGGAAGGCCCCCAUGGCCAGUGACCAUGCAGCCCCAACAGUGUCGGUGGAAACAUUAGGUUUCCAGGAACCAGGAGAAGCAGCAAAUCCCAUAUGUGGCAAUGAUGUUGGGGUGGAUGCAGCCAAAGACCCUGUCUCGACUUCUGGGGAGCAGGCACAUGCUCCCAAGGACUCCAGAUCUGUCCCAGAUUUAAUCAACUAUUUUCUAUCCCCGGAGAGACUGACAGCAGAGAAUAAAUACCACUGUGAGAAAUGUGCAUCCUUGCAGGAUGCUGAGAAGGUGGCAGAGCUGACAGAGGGUCCACACUACCUCAUCCUCACACUGCUGCGGUUUUCCUUUGACCCACGGACUAUGAAGCGGAAGAAGAUCUUGGACAAUGUCUCCAUCCCUGUGGUGCUCAAGCUACCCAUCCUUGUUGCUCCAGAGGAAACUGAGGAGGUUUGCCAGCAUGGGAAGGAUGGUGCUGUCCCAGGGAGUGGCUUCAUGACUGUCGUGUACGACCUCUGCAGUGUGGUGGUGCAUUCAGGCAUCUCCUCUGAGAGUGGUCACUACUACUGUUACUCCAGGGAGUGCACUGACACUGUCCCCCAUGGCCAGCCCCGGGAUGGGGUGCCAAAACAGGCCUCUGACAAACAAUUGGACUUUGAAAUCCAGUGGUACCUCUUCAAUGACACCAGAGUUUCCUUCUCCUCCUUCGAGUCAGUCAGUAACGUCACCUCGUUCUUCCCCAAAGACACCGCCUAUGUCCUCUUCUACCGGCAGCGGCCGGGCCGGCAGAGCUGCCUGCUGCAUGAGGCUCUGGCUGAGGCUGGCCGCCUGCACGGCGAACUCUCUCUCCACAAGGACUUGAUGGAAGCCAUUUCCAAAGACAACAUCCUCUUCUUGCAGGAGCAGGAAAAAGAAGCGAGGAACAGAGCUGCCUAUAUUUCUGCCUUGCCGAAAUCCCCGCUGUGGUGGAGAGACUUGGACAGGGACAAGGAUGAUGACAGCUCGUCUGGGGGCUGCAGCCCAGCAGCAGGUGGGGGUGGGUCCAGCUCCUUCCAUGGACUCGUCUUUUAGCCAACAGCUUAACCCAGAUGGGCAGUGUUCAUGGGGUCAACCCAAAGCCAGAAGCUCCUCUUCCUCACCCCGAUGACAGUGAAUAUCUUGGAGGAGGACUUGAGAAACAUUUCAAUGGAAAAGGUCUCAGGGGCUGAUUUGGAGGCACCUGGAGGGUCUUGCUGCUUCCUAUGCACUUGGUCUUCAUGCCUUAAUGUACCUAAGCUAACACAGAGAUGAGCAGCUGCUGACAGCUCAGAGAAGUGCCCUUUUGCUUCAGCAUAGCCAUGUCUUGCCUGCUGUGAGCCAUGCCAGCAGCCUGGGGAGGUGACGGGGACAGGCAUGGGAAGAUGGACCCAGCAGGGCCCUGGGGAUGGAGAUGUCCCAUGCACAUCCCAUCUGCAGCCCUUCCUGUGGCGCUAAGUUGGUUCUGGGGUGACUCUGCUCAGUUAUAUUUCUUUUUAAUGUGAUUUGGGAACCCACCAUGAAAAGCUCUGAAGGUAGAAAAAAGUCUGAAAAAUGCCAAAAUGCAGCAGUGCUGGUCUUUAAGGCAGUAAGCUUGUAAAACAAGCAGUGGCAGGUCAGCCAGGGUGGGUUGUGCUGCAUUGCAAGACAUCCAGAAGAGACUGAGGGGGACAAACCCCUCCAGCCAAGAGAGACUGACCUGAUCCAGUUAGGGUUUCUGGGCUCCAGUGAAGACCCAUUGGGUAGGUGAUCGCCUCUGGAUACUGUUAGUGUGCACAGCAGGCCAAGACACAGAGCUUGUUUUUCCAGAUGUGUCUUUAGGAUUUGAUUAGUCUCUUUCUGCUGCUGUCAUUUGAUGACUUUCUGGGCUGGAUCUGCCCUUUAAAAUACAGGAUUUCCCUUGGGAUACCGCAGCAGAUGACAGAGCCUCCCUAAACUCAUUAUCUAUUUUUUUUUGUUGUUUUAAAUGCUGAUUUGCAAGGUGAGUAGCCCAACCAGGUAUGUUAUAUCAAUCUAAUAUCAAUAUAUACUAUGUAAACCAAUGUAUUAUAUAAAUCAAUAAUGGGACAGGGGCUCAUUCUGAUGGCAGAUGGCAAACUCAAGCCCCAGGCAGCACACCUACAGGACCACAGCUCCCUCCCAUGUCCCACCCCACCCGUUUUCCCCUGCCUGCUCCUCCUUCACACCUGUAGUAGAGAUUUCUCUGGCUCAAGUGGCAGAGACUUGUGCCUUAGGUCCUAAGUGCAGGGCCUAAUCCUGACCAUGGACUAUUGGGGUAGGAGUAUUUUUAGGAGUGUUUUUGUGGAGGAAAAGGCAAAGCACAGACAUUACUGUGGGUAAUGUGUGCAGAAAGUCUGCUAGAGGGAACACUUAGGGUCAAGUAUCUGGUGUAUACCAUCAUGUUCUUUUAUUGCCUUUCCUAUAUAUAAAUAAAGGAAAU